Carassius gibelio (silver crucian carp) is the source of this 3285-nucleotide messenger RNA. Its product is annotated as leukocyte immunoglobulin-like receptor subfamily B member 1. Gene Ontology annotation, biological process: cell surface receptor signaling pathway. The transcript has 15 exons. NCBI's taxonomy places the organism in Eukaryota, Metazoa, Chordata, Actinopteri, Cypriniformes, Cyprinidae. The record is from RefSeq and is a predicted model, not a curated record. Gene Ontology annotation, molecular function: transmembrane signaling receptor activity. The coding region runs from base 96 to 1832 and encodes 578 amino acids.
CCUCGUCUCUUCUUGAAGUGUGAAAUGACUGUUUAAACAGGAAGUGUCUGUUUUAGAUGACACCGGACAGCAGUUAUUUUUAUUAAUGUGUCAGUAUGGGCUCCGGUGCACUGCCUCUCAUUCUCUUGCUGAUGUCCUUCAUCCACGCUGGACUCACUCAAGAGAGACCAAAAGCUGUAGUGAAGGUGACUCCAGAUGAGCGUGUGUUCAGCGGAGAGAGAGUCACUCUCACAUGUGACAUACAGGGAGCAGGACACAUUCAGUGGACAUACAGCUGGUUUAAAAAUGGAAACACUUUCUAUCCACACACAACAGCAGCAGCAGAGAUCAGUUUCACAGCUGAGUGGUCUUCCAGUGGUCAAUACAGCUGUAGAGGACACACAUACAACCCACAGAGAUCAUACACCAGUUCUGCUGUUACACUGACUGUAUCAGAUAAACUGAAGCCGACUCUGACUGUAAAACCCCAGAGUUCAGUGUUCACUGGAGACACAGUUACUCUGAGCUGUGAUGUGGGACAGUUAACUGGAUGGACAAUUCACUGGACAAAAGACUCAAACCCUGAAUCCACGACUGAUGCAACUAAAACAAUCAAGUCUGUGAGAGACUCUGAUGAAGGAGAAUACAGGUGCAGAGCACGACGAGGAAACUACUACAGCGAGUUCAGUAAUACAGUUAAGAUUACAGUAACAGUGAGACCCAAACCUGUAGUUGGUGUUGAUCCUGAUAGACGUGUGUUCAGAGGAGAGACGGUCACUCUCACAUGUGACAUACAGCAGACAGGAGUCUGGCAGUACAGCUGGUAUAAAGACUACAAACAAGAUUACAGCGCAGGACGAGACCAGAACUAUAAAAUCCCAUCUGUGGAUCCGUCUCAUAGUGGUGUGUACAGCUGUAGAGGAACUCAGACACAAGCAGCAACACACACACAGAUGAGUGACGGAGUUACACUGACAGUAUCAGAUUCCCCAAGAUCUACACUGACUGUGACUCCAGACAGUCCUGUAUUCACCGGAGAGACAGUCACUCUGACCUGUGUGAUUGAGUCUCACAGUAACUGGAGAUAUGAGUGGUAUAAAGACACAGACAGUGUAAUGUUACAGACGUCUGGUCGUUACACUGUAAACAGAGACACUCUCACUAUCAGAGGAGUAAAUACAUCUGAUCAGGGUCAGUACUGGUGUAGAGGACAGAGAGAUCAGAGACCAAACUCAUCACAGGACAGUAACCGAAUACAUCUGUCUGUUAAUGCUUCAUCUUCUCUUCCGGUCACUGCUGUGGUUGUGGGAUCAAGCAUUUUCUUGUUGAUCUUCAUCUCUCUGCUGCUGCUGUGGAGAUACAAGAAGAACAAAGAUCAGCAGCGUAACAUUAACCAGAGAUCAGUCCCAAAUCAAUCUGCAGAAUCUCAACCAGAAAACUCUCGUCUACAGUCUGAUUCUGAUCAGGUUUGUGACAUUGUGACUGAAGUUAAGAAGAGAGAUGAUGUGGAGCCAUCGGCAGAUGUCACAUAUUCAGAGGUUACUGUCAAGAAAAACAAGAAAAAGAUGGACAAAGAUGAUACCAGGCUAGGCUCAAAUGAUGUGACUUACUCAGAAGUCAGAAACAAAGAAAAUAAAUCCAAAAGUAAAGAUAUUAAUACUGCAGGACCCAGUGAUCUGGUUUAUGCUCAGAUUGAUUUAAAGGACAAAAUGAAGACCAAGGGCAAAGGGAAGAGCAGUGAGUCUGGAGACACUUUGUACUCUGAACUGAAGCACAACACAGACAGAGGUGCUGAUGCUGGUGAUGAAACUUGUGCUCAACCUUUGAGGAAGAAGAAUAAAACAUGUCUCUGAGUGCAGUGAAGACAACAGACGGCUAAAAGAGAUUCACAGCAGCAGACACAGUGACGCUUGCAUUGCUUCAGAAAUGAAUCUGAGUGAACUGCUUACACACGUGCUUGAUUCAGUUACUUUAGAAAUACAUAUACACUGAUAUCUCUACACAUAUUACAUAAGCUAAACAAAUGUCUCUCUAGCAUAUUCAUUAGUUAGAUCCCCAGAUAAUUAAGAUCCAGCCCCAGAUGCUAGAUCUCAUCAGAAAAUAUCAGUUUGUCUGGUAGCAGAACCACCCCAAAACUGUAUUAACAGUCUUCUAUCAGAGAAGAAGCUGACUGAGGAAAAACCCAGAGAAGAGCAGAAGCAGCAGACGAAGUGAAGAAGAAGAAAAAGAAGCAGAGUUUAUUGAAUAAUCUUAGCUGUGUAUGUUUUAAUUCUCAGACUUCAUCUGACCAGAACAAAAUCAACAAGUUCUGUUACACCAAACUGAUCCACAACAACAUCCCACAAACCUUGAGUUUCCUUUCUCUCGGAUCUCUGAUUCAUGAAGACAAACAGCCCUUAAAACCACACAGUCAUAAGAAUAAACACCACAAGAACAAUAUUAUAAAAACAAUAUAAUAUACAUGACUAAUCAAUUAAUAUAUCAGUGGAAUGGGUAUUUAAUGACUAGAAUGAUUAUUAUAAAUGAGUAGAUGAUUAAACUGAAUGAUUAAAUGAUAAAUCACUAUAAAUGAAUAUAAAAGAAAGAAAGUAAAACACAACACAAAUGUACGAUUGCUUUCUCGAAUCUAAACACACACAGUUUGAUGAUCCUCAGAUUCUUCACAGAUGAGCUCUUAUGUUCAACACAACUCUGGGAGAAACUGAUCUAAAGUUAUUAUUACAUUAUUAUAUAAUCUCUGUGCUGCCAAUAGAACCAACAGAAUAAUAAAGUGUUUGAUUAAAGCUGCAGUCAGUAACUUUUGAUGCUCUAGCGGUUAAUAAACUGGGAGGAGCCAGAGGAGCUUGAUUUUUUCACAGAUUAUCUGUCUCAUAUUCUACUGUCAGGACAUAAUGACAGGUUUAACAAAUAUGUAAAAAAUAUAUAUUUACAAAAGUUACCUACUGCAGCUUUAAUAAUACAGUAGCUGUAAAUACAGUGUGUUAUAAAAUUGUGCCUGUGUUUUUGUCUAGACAAUUAGACUUUUAUUGAUUUCAUGUACUUUCUCAUAUACUGCUUUUUACAUUUAUUCAUUUUUGAAGACAUUUCAUAAUGCUGUUUUUUUUUUUUUUUUUUUUUUUUUUUUUUUUUUUUGCAGUUAAUGAAGUGUGAGAUUUAGAUUUGAUAAAUAUACACAUGAAAACCAACUUUUCUGUUUUGUUUGUUGGGCUUUUUCACAUUUUUUUACUUUAAGAGUCAUUUUAAUCAUAGAUCAGUGUAACAGAACUAAACACAUCAGGCUUUUUGCUUUAAAUGUUGAGAAAAUUU